This is a messenger RNA of Punica granatum (pomegranate), 4271 nucleotides long. The record is from RefSeq and is a predicted model, not a curated record. NCBI's taxonomy places the organism in Eukaryota, Viridiplantae, Streptophyta, Magnoliopsida, Myrtales, Lythraceae.
CUAUCGUCCGGCGUCCGUUCCUCUCUCCCUCUCUCUCUCUCUCUCUCUCACUGUCCCGCCUGUUGCUCCUCCCGCCAUAGCCUUCUUUCUUUCCGCUGUCCUGUCUCACACUCUCCUGGUCCUUUCUCUUCUCCUCUCAUUCUCGGCGAUCUCCGAUCGUCUGCAACUGCAGCUUCUUCCGCUUCUGCUUUGCUGCUGUGUCAUUGCCCGGAUGAAUUGAAACAGAUGCAGUUCUCAUAAUUGGCUUCGAGCAAUCAGUUGCUUGUUUUUGGAGCUGGAAUGGCCGUACCGGACAGCGCGCUGCAUCUCGAACGAUCAAGGACUUCCUCAGUAGUUAAUGGUAGUGAUAAUGAAAGGAGAUCAGGGUCGGCAACGACUGGAAAUGCUAAUGGCUGUUAUCACGUUGUUACACCCAAAUUCAAGCGGCGGCAAGUCUCGGCAGUGCGCGAUUUUCCUCCGGGGUGUGGGCGCCUUGCUGCACGACUUACUUCAGAACCAUCAGGGAGUGGCAAUGAUGUUGGUAUCAUCAGGACAGAGGAAGAUGCGGCGAAGACCCUUGAUGCUUUGACUGGUCGAUGCGUUGGCCUUAAAAGUGAAAACGAGUGUCAACCUACAGGAUUGUCACCUACAGGAGCCUCGCAAUCUUUAGAAUCUACACCAGAGAGUGGGCAAACUGUUUCUGUGGAAGAUAAGAUCGAAAAACCGGGGGUUGUAGCGAGGGAAGAGCGGGUGGUCUCCAUGGCAAAAGAAUUAGACAGCAAAGGACCUGUUAAACCUGAAAAGGCCUCAAAACCUAAAGUUAAUGGUGUGUUGUUGGAAAUGCCGAGGAUUGAUUGUUCUGAUGCGAAGAAGGAUGUGAUUCAAUCAGAUGAUUCUGUUGCUUGUUCUGCUAGCAAUUUUCUCAAGAAAACUAAAACUCAUAGAUAUCCUCCGCGAAGAAGAGUUUCGGCAGUUAGAGACUUCCCUCCACUUUGUGGAAGAAACGCUCCAGUCCUAGGGAAGGAAGAGUACGCAAGGAAGACUGAGGCUUCUUCCCUGAAGGGCAAGGACUACGGAGAAGAAAAGCCUUUAGAGAAUGGAGAAGUGAAAAGUAAUUGGGAGACUGAUGCCAAGAAGAAAAAAGAAAUUUUCCAAAAUCGAGAUUCUCGUACAGGUGAAGUUGGGACUGAAUCGGGUGUAGAUGGUGAUGAAAUUCAAGUUGAACCUGGACCACUUGCCAUGGUAUCAUGGAGAAAGGACGAUGAGCUAGAAGGGAGUCCAGGUGUGGGGAUGGCAGAGAAAGAUGCUGAACGUACUUAUGUCGGAUCUUCACAGGAAAACAAUGAAAAUCAGGUCUCUCUGACUGAGGAAAUCACAGAGAAUAGAACCGGUGACUAUGUAGAUUUGGAGAAACCUACGGGAAAAGAAAUUGUCAUUUAUACAGAUGUGAAGGAUGCUAAGAGGAAGCGUUCUGAUGUAUUAAGAGCUGAAGAAAGAUCUCUGGAAGAAAAUGACGAGUCAGAAUCUGAAAGGGCUAUUGUACUAGGUGUCAUGGCUUUGCCGAAUUCUCCAUGGAAGAAGUGGAACAGGGGCAAUGAAUUAUCUCUUAAAGAUGGUUUUACUGUAAGCAAAGGAAAGAAGCAAAGAACAAAACCGAAAUCUGCUUCCUGGAAAAAGAAGAGUGAAGGUGAAGAAUCUUCUCAGUGCAAUAGCAAGAAGGGGCUGACCUUUCAUGAAGAACCCUCCAAUGUUGGCAUGGAUCAAUUGGUUGUUUGGGAACCUGAGGAUUCAUCUGACAGUGAAGAGCAAACUGACGACUUCUAUGUGUCAGUGAGACCUCGACCAUUGUCGGUAUACCCCCCUCCCUUUGGUCAUGCUUCUUCAGGUGGUGAAGUUGAUAAUAAGACAGAAACUGUUACUCGGAACAAAGUAAGGGAGACCUUACGUCUGUUCCAGGCUGUCUGUAGGAAGCUCUUGCAGGAAGAGGAAACGAAAUCAAAGCAGGAAAAUAGGCGCAAAAGGGUUGACCUUCAAGCUGCAAAGAUCUUGAAGGACAAGGGAAGAUAUAUCAGUAGUGGGAAACCGAUCAUGGGUGUUGUCCCAGGUGUUGAAGUUGGCGAUGAGUUUCAGUACAGAGUAGAGCUCAAUAUAAUUGGACUUCAUCGUGCGAUUCAAGCUGGGAUUGAUUACUUGAAAUGCGAUGAUGAUAGGAUCCUUGCAACGAGUAUUGUCUCAUCCGGAGCAUAUGAGGAUGUUCUGGAACACUCAGAUUUUCUAAUAUACACAGGUCAGGGAGGGAAUGUUGUCGAUAAGAACAAGGAGCCAGAAGAUCAAAAACUCGAAAAAGGAAACCUCGCUCUAAGCAAUAGCAUGUUGGCAAAGAAUCCUGUUAGGGUGAUACGCGGUUUAAAAGAAACGAGGGCUUCUGAUUUGUCUGAUUCAAAGCAUAAAACAUCCGUUUUGUAUACUUACGAUGGCUUAUACUUGGUGGAAAAGUGUUGGCAGGAAGUGGGACAGCAUGGUAAGCUGGUCUACAAGUUCCGUUUGAACCGUAUUCGUGGUCAGCCCGAGCUUGCCUGGAAAAUGGUUAAGAAAUCAAAGAGGUAUGAGGACCGCGAAGGUCUGUGUGUGAGAGAUAUCUCACAGGGGAAAGAGAUAAGGCCAAUUGGAGCUGUGAACACAAUUGACGAUGAGAAGCCCCAGCAGUUCAUGUAUGUGACCCGGGUUAUUUAUCCUGAUUGGUGCCGCCGCCUCCCUCCAAGGGGAUGUGAUUGCUCCGAUGGGUGCUCGGAUUCUGAGAAAUGUUCUUGUGCUGUCAAGAACGGGGGAGAAAUUCCAUACAACUACAAUGGAGCUAUAGUGGAGGCAAAGCCCUUGGUCUACGAGUGUGGUCCCUCUUGCAAGUGCCCGCCUUCUUGCCACAAUAGAGUCAGCCAACGGGGUAUCAGGCUCCCACUAGAAAUCUUCAAGACCGAAUUGAGAGGAUGGGGAGUGAGAUCCCUAACUUCCAUUUCCUCGGGGAGCUUCAUAUGUGAAUAUGUUGGAGAACUCCUCGAUGACAAGCAAGCGGAGGAACGGGCUGGAAAUGAUGAGUAUCUGUUUGAUAUUGGGAAUAACUAUAACGACAACAUGUACGAGGAGCUCUCAAGUCUUAUUCCUGAUGCCCAUUCGGUCUCCCCUGAGGUUGUUGAGGAGGUUGGCUUUGUCAUCGACGCAGCAAGGUACGGGAAUGUGGGGAGGUUUAUCAACCACAGCUGUACGCCCAACCUCUAUGCCCAGAACGUGCUCUACGAUCAGGACGAUAAGAGGAUCCCUCACAUAAUGUUCUUUGCGGCUGAGAACAUUCCUCCCCUCCAGGAGCUUACGUACCACUAUAACUACUUGGUAGACCAAGUUCUUGACUCCGAUGGCAACAUUAAGAUGAAGAGUUGUUUUUGUGGGUCUGCAGAGUGCGUCGGUCGGAUGUAUUGAGAGAAGAUGAGGGAAGUAUUUGGGGUUACUCUGGCAACUGGGAACUCGUGCUUCAUAGGAUCCCUGCUGUACAUUUUAGUGUAGAUGGGGAGCAGUGAUUCGGUCCACACCAGUUGAAGACUCAACCUGUAAUAGGCUUUUCAGUGAGUCCGACCUGGUCAAGCGGCAAGUGUCAUACACUGGACUUCAUUUCUCAGAGAAAGCUAAUAUGAUUACCUGGGUAUAUCGUCAAAUGGAUGGUCUGGUUUCUUUAGCAUUAAUAUUAGAGAGUACAACGACUGUGUUAUUAUUUUGGGAUGUAAUGAAACCUAAUGGCACAAGGCACUUGGUAAGUAUCCAAGCAUAUGCUGCUGUCAAGGAUUUCCGAUGAGUUUUGUUUAGUCUAGCUGGAUUUGGGUGUCGUAGGUGGCCCCGGCCUUCCAGUUGCUCGGGAUGCCAUUUUUGGGCUGGACCCAGUUCACUCCAUUAGUUCCGCUAACUUGGAAUCUGAUGUAGAUGUCACCCCUUGGUGGGUUCUCCAAGUCGAACACGACUCCGUACGCUCUCCUCAUCGGCCUCCACUGCUGGCAAUCCUCCUGCUUCACAAGUUGACAACGUUAUAUAAAAGAUUGUAACUGCACGCGGUCUCUGCAUUCUGGAGAAGUUGUGGUUUGUGAAUGUACCUGCCAGAAUUCCACGUCGGUGAUGUCAUUUCGGCCAGCAACAUGGAGGAUGACAAUGGCCAGGUAGCUGGGCUGCUUGCUGCGCUCAUGAACCUUGAGCAUGAGGUUGUAACCCCAGUACCGGCAGGGGAUCCUCCUGAACUCAACAUCGACCACCCC